Messenger RNA from Diospyros lotus (date-plum), 1351 nucleotides. RefSeq names its product E3 ubiquitin ligase BIG BROTHER-related. The transcript has 7 exons. Bases 185 to 1108 code for a protein of 307 amino acids. The record is from RefSeq and is a predicted model, not a curated record. Lineage: Eukaryota; Viridiplantae; Streptophyta; Magnoliopsida; Ericales; Ebenaceae.
UCUCUCUCUCUCUCUCUCUCUCUCCAAUUAUCACUUUCGUCGCCGUCUAAGAAAGAUUUCUUGGGGGAUCACUUUCCACGCUUUCCAAUCCCCUUCUCCGCCCCCCCGCCCCCCUCUCGCUGCCGCUAAAUCGAUCUUCGUCAAGAAUCAACAAAUCUAUCCGGCGAUUAUCUGUGAGAACCUGAUGGAGAAUUCAAAAUCCGAUGAUAAUGGAGCCAAACCCACCUCCAAUGAAAACCCUAACAAUUCCGCGACUGUGUUAGUUGAAGAACAACAACAAGAACAGGCAGGAUCGAAUGACGUCAUGGUUAAUCAAGCGCGUCAGUCGACCCGAACUCCCUUCACCAACCUCAGUCAGGUCGAUGCUGAUCUCGCCCUUGCCCGGACCUUGCAAGAACAGGAAAGAGCGUAUAUGAUGCUGAGAAUGAAUGGUGAUGGGAGUGAUUAUGGUAGUUGGGAUGCUGGAAGCUAUGUGCAUGAGGAUGAUGAAGAUUUUGAUGAUCCUAGUGAAGAUGAAUAUGAUGUUACUGAUGCAGAGGAAGAGGAUGAGGAGGAUGAAGGUGACUAUGAGGAUGAGGAUGCGUUUGAUGUGCAUGCUCAUGCUGGGGAGGAUAAUGACUCAACUGUUGGUGUUGAAUUAGAUCCAGCAUCUUUUCCUAAUGAUGAGGCUUAUGCUAGAGCUCUACAAGAUGCUGAAGAUCGAGAAAUGGCAGCUAGGCUGUUGGCCUUAGCUGGGAUAAAUGAUCGGGAACCUGAGGAUUUGGAGGAUCAUGGUGGUAACUCCCAGGAUAUAUGGGAGGAGGUAGACCCAGAUGAGCUAUCGUAUGAGGAGCUGCUUGCAUUAGGUGAGGUAGUUGGAACUGAGAGUCGAGGGCUCUCUGCUGAUACAAUUGCCGCUUUGCCUUCAGUGAAUUAUAAGACAAAUAGCACUCAGGAUGGAAGUAAUGACUCUUGUGUUAUCUGCCGGUUGGAGUACGAAGAUGGUGACACCUUGACUGUACUUUCUUGUAAACACUCUUACCAUUCUGAGUGCAUAAACAACUGGUUACGAAUAAACAAGGUCUGCCCAGUUUGCAGCACUGAGGUCUCCGCAUCUGGAAACAGCUAGUACUGAGUUGGAGGGGGUCCUCUGUUAUAUAAGCAGCAGAUUUUCUGCAUAGGCAGCCAAUAGUGAACUCCAAACCAAAACUCAUUAUUUUUAAAAGUAUAUUGUGCUCCCCUCCCUCUUCUCCUCUCCUCUCAUAUCCGCUCGGGUAAAAGACUGUUAUCUUCCUCUGUAAUCGAUUAUUCUCACGCUUUAAUGUAAUCGACUUCCCCCCCCCCCUCCUAAUUUUACAUUCUCUUUCGGAUC